AUGAUUAACUUCGAGAAUGUACCUCGAGCCCUGAACAUGGUCCCUGUCCUCUCUGUCCCGGCCGAGAUAUGGAUCGAUAUCGCUGGACACCUUGGCUGGCAAUGCCAGUUUGAGCAGGGCUGCGGGUGUAAGAGGGGCAAUAUACACUGCCGUGGCCAGCAAACCGGUCUCAAGAAUCUAUGCUUGGUGUCGCAAACAUUCAGGGCAAUUUUCCAACCUUUCCUCUAUCAUCAACUCAAUGUCAAGUUUAUGUUUUCGCUUGACAACAGCGAGACAGUUCGUGUCGACACUUGCAACAGGAUCAAGAGCCUUGUACGGACUCUUUCAGAACGCCCCGAUCUUGCAGAACAUGUGAAGAGCUUGACAUUCUGCGUACGACCGAAUAACGUUGUUGCAGCAAGUAAGGUUUUACAUAGCGCAGGGCCGUUUCCUCCGCUACUCAACCUUGCCCACCUACGAUGGCCUUCCGAUCUGGAAUUGAACCCUGGCGAGACCUUUGCCAACCAGGAGUGGGAAAAGCUCGAGAGCCUCCAUGUAGGCAACACAUGCGACCGCGACGGCUGGAACUCGAAACCUCAGUCCGGCAUCUUCGAGGAUCUGGGAGAACUGUAUGCGAAGAGCUCGACGAUUUCAACGCUCACGUUCAGGCAAAACUUUGGAGUCAGGCUCGACGGUCCCGGAACUUUGCAGCUACGCAAUGUUACCAAGGUCCAUAUGAUCGAUCCCAUGAUCACCGGUGUUGAGUUGGAACACCUAUUGAAAGGACUCGUCUCCCUUCAGCAGUUUCGAUGGUCAUGCACAGGCGAAAUGAUCGAGUCCGAUGCUUGGCGUGCCUAUCGCGGCCGGGGGCAAGUCGUACUCCCAUCUACACGCAAUCAUGAUGGAGUGAAUGCAAAUCAUUACUGGCCGUACGUGGGCGACUUACUUGAAGCGUUGAGUCCGCACUGCGAAAGGCUAGAGACACUCGAUAUCAACGCCCCGCAGUUCUACAUCUCGCAACAACACAUCUCCCGCGGACAGCACACCUUGUCCAAAUUCGCCCGCACCUCUCUCAAGCAGUUCAAAAACCUCCGAAGCCUCAAGAUUGGCAUCACAUCAAUCUACCCCUGCGUGCUGCGUCAUUUCUCUGCCACCGCACGUCUGCCAGAGAUGUGGCAGCCGUAUAUGCAUCGAGACGGUUUGAGCAGCGGAAAAGACGUGAGCAUGUACUCUACCAACCUGUAUGCCGAUGGGCUCCCUCCUCUUCUCGAGGAGCUGGUCAUCUCGGAAUACGAAGUGAUGCCAGUAUCCGAGAUGAUAGGCGAGGACCUACACAGACUUGUUUCGGCAAAGAAGCGUCACCUCCCAAAUCUUCGCAAAGUCACUGUUUCGUUCGUCAAUUCGCUAAACAGCAUCCCAGGUGACGUCUUUGGCGCCAAGCAAGCUUUGGCAGAGCUGGGUGUUGAGGUGAUUGUGAAGAAGACAAGUCCUACAUUGCGGGAAUUUCGGCCUGGAGAUGAUGUGGUGGAUAGAAGUCCUGACGAGUUCACAUGGGCCGAUUAUCAAGCAACGCAGUUAAUUCUAAACACUGGGGAAACCAUAAACUCCGUUCGAGAGGUACUUGAGGAUAUAAGGAUCUAUGAACCUGAGGCAGGUCGAGCUGCGGAGGUUUACCUGCAAGCACAAAUGGCAAACGAUAUUGUCUGGGAUGGAAUUUAG
Molecule: messenger RNA, 1698 nt
Organism: Pyricularia grisea
Lineage: Eukaryota; Fungi; Ascomycota; Sordariomycetes; Magnaporthales; Pyriculariaceae
Exons: 1
Coding region: 1-1698 (565 amino acids)
Source: RefSeq, a predicted model, not a curated record